AUGAAACUGGCACUCCGAGCAUUGAGGCCAGCGGCCAAUCAAAAUAUCAAAUCACCAAAAUUGUGGCAAGAUCCAGUUUUGGGAUAUUUUGAGACACAUGGUUAGUUGUUUUCUUACAAUUUUACAACGCCAUUAAUUAAUAUUUUCUAGGUAAAACCGAAUUCUUGGCUGGCCAUGAAUAUAAUUUGACUGAUGACGAGAAAAAAGCAGUUCUUUGGAGGUAUGGAUUCGAUUUUCAAACUGAAAACAAUACAUUUCAUAAUUAUUUUAGAUAUCGCGUCAAGGAAAUUUUGAAAAAGGAAUACCUCCGUCGUGAAUAUGAUCCACAUAGUUUCAAAUAUAAAGAGGGAGUUACAAUGGAUCCAGCAAUGUUCCGUUGGUAUUCAGCUGAUAUGACUCAAGCUGAAUUCUUCCGUUUCACUCCAAGAACCGUCUUUUUGUAUGUUGGAACCGUUUUUGCUCUUUUCUACAUUUAUACCCGUCUUAUGUUUGUUCCAAUGGUGAGUUUUUACACGUAUUAUUCUGAAAAUACUUGAAUAACUGGUAUUAGAAAUGAGAUAGAAUUGCGAAAAAUGCCGGUUUUUAAAUUAAACAACAUUAUGUGGGGCGUGAGAUAAAAAAAUAUUUGAAACCAGCAUGUGUAAUUCGGAAAACAAAAACUUUCUAGGACAAAUCCAACGAAGAUUGUUUGGACGGUAAAAUUUUGUGGUGGGAUCGCCAACAAGGAAGAACUCUUCAAACUGGAGGUUCUGGACUUUUUGCUCCAACCAUUGGUAUCGACUUCUAA
Molecule: messenger RNA, 787 nt
Organism: Caenorhabditis angaria
Lineage: Eukaryota; Metazoa; Nematoda; Chromadorea; Rhabditida; Rhabditidae
Source: the annotation of a GenBank genome assembly